AUGCACCGUCUGGUAAAGUUUCCAUGGACGCUCCUGUUGUUAGCCGCUGCUUGCGCGGCGCAGAACCUGGUUUCUAUGGAAGAAUGUGCGCGAGGCAACGGCGUUCCCGGAUUCAAGAACUUCACCAUCUAUCCCUGCGACAGUGACCCAUGCGUGAUCACGAGAGGCGAAACCUACAACGUCACCUUCUUCGCAGAAGCCACAGCGAACGCGAAUGUCGUCAUGCUGAGCACCAGCGUCCACCAGCAGUCCAACGCCACCCUGGUCCAGGUUGGUCAGACGGUCAGCUGCCACUUCCGGGACUUCCCCUGCAACGUGACCAAGGGAGAGCUUUUCCGUGGAAGUUACAACUUCGGCCUCAGCUUCGGCACUUUCACUCCUCAGGAAGAGGUUACGUAUUGGGUUCAAGUCGGUACCUACCAGGCUAUGUUCGCCUGCGGCCGGGUCAACCUGAUCGUCGAGUGAUGAAGUCGUGUGUUAUGCUUCUCCUGUGUUGCUUUUAUGGAGUUUCAACGUACUCUUAUGCAGAAGUCAUUAACCGUACCAGUUAACACUAAACUAGACGUUCUUGCAACUAUUUUCCCAUAUCAAUCGAAGCUUCCAUCAAUAUUUUGUACACUAAAGACCUCUUUUGUUGGUUGCCAUGAAAAAAAUAAUGAUAUUCGUUUUCGUUUACUUAACUAAAUCCAACACACAUUAGACAAUCUUAAAGCCCUUGAGGUGGAAAUUUAUAGAGUCGAGGAAACGACUAGAAGAGUGACAAAUCAAUACAAGCUUUUCAGGAAAAGAGUAAAAAGAAGGAUACCAUAUGGAAUAGCUUAAAGAACUGCAAAAACGUUACACACAACAAACUCGAGAAAAUGCCCCACCUUAGGUAUUCUAAUAGUACCUGCAACUAUACACGCAUCGAUAUACUGCAGUUAACAGGGAAUGUAGAAAUAAAGGAAAGAACGCGGAAGAGGGACGGGGUUGCGAGAAGGCACGAUAAGUUGUCAGAACCAAGGAAAGGCAAAGCCUUGAAUUGAUAAAUCCCUGUUACUGCCUUGUCGUCGGCUACCAAAAUUUUUAUUUCCUUGCGACCAAUAUACAGGGUGUCCCGGCUAACUCUAACCAGUGUUUAAAAUAUGCCGAUGCACUCUAAGACUACGCGGCCAAAUACAUGUUGCUGACUAUUGUAUGGAGUAGGUCGCACUUUUUUUUGCAUUCUGCUUAAUUGCAAAAUGAAGCUGGCAGUUGGUCAAGAUUAAUUAACCAACUUCGGAAGCAACAAAGGUAACAAAAAAUUCCAAUUGGAAAGUUGUCAAGCACCUUGCAAAACGUCCACUUAGUUUCUAACUUUCUAUCAGAUAUUAGUGUUUUUCCGCUUACUGCAGAUGCCCACGAAACACACAAAAAAAAAAAAAAAAAUACAACGUGACAUAUCCGCUUGCGCGCCGUGAAUGUAGUGCUGCCGAACGCUCCGCGUACAAACGAACAUAGCAUUGAGCCGGGUGUGCUACCAGUUGCCCGCACCAAGAUGAUGAUCGCUACGUCUGGGAUUCCUGGCCAGCCAGAUUCGCUACUCAGUCAUGACUACUGCGCCAAGGUUACCUGCCUGGUCAGCUUCAGGCUCCACAAUGAAGCCCAGAAAACUAGUCUCUGUACAAAGAAGGCCAGUUAUAAUAGCGACGACACUUGAGCUGCGAGUCUCCAUGGCUGUAUGGUAAGAGAAAGCGGGUGCAUGCAUUUUUUUAUGAGGUACUAUCCAGGUCGUAUUCAAUGAGAUUUCCCAAUUUUACACCCACAUUUCAAGUAGAAGCAUUAGAAAUUACUUUAGCUCUUCGAAAACAUCCUGCAAAUUCCCCAACAGCUGUAAUAGUGACCGGUGCGUUGGCAGCGCGCACAGCACUUACCUCAUCCUCAGGCAGUACUGUUUUGAAUUAACUAAAAGCAUUAAUCUCUUGGACGUUACGUCUCGUGCGCUUGAUAUGGGUACCAGGUCACCGUGGUUUCUAUGUUUUUUUUUUAUUGAAAUGGCCGACACACUUGCACGUACAUCCCUAGAUGUACCAGUCAUGUAGGUUUUACCGACUUCUACUUAUAUCCGCGCGCCCAGCUUUAGAAAAUUAUCUCUUUUAAGACACUCUACAAAACAGACAUUCCAAAUAAAAACAAACCAUAUACCCUUGCGACAAUCAAUGGUGUCCCACACGUCAGUUGGAUUUUUGGAUUGAAUAACUUUAAUGAAAGGUCCUGCGAGCUACGGGACGCAAGGUCCCAUAGAGCGGACUACUCCCACGUUGGGACCGGGAGUUGUACCUCCC
Molecule: messenger RNA, 2303 nt
Organism: Dermacentor andersoni
Lineage: Eukaryota; Metazoa; Arthropoda; Arachnida; Ixodida; Ixodidae
Source: RefSeq, a predicted model, not a curated record